GCAGACGUUUGAAAGCUGCUGCGGUAAGCACGGCUGUACGUUUAGGUGGCUCAACAUCCCAUUCCAGUUGAAGGGAAUUACUGUAACGUUGUGAGCAUGGAACUGAAUGAUGCGAAUCUACAAACCCUGACCGAGUUCCUGAGGAAAACAUUGGACCCAGACCCAGCAGUCAGGCGACCUGCUGAAAAGUUUCUUGAAAAUGUCGAGGGAAACCAGAAUUACCCACUGCUGCUUCUCACUUUACUGGAGAAAUCCCAAGACGCGGUGAUUCGUGUCUGUGCUGCUGUGACAUUCAAGAACUACAUUAAAAGAAACUGGCGCAUUGUUGAAGAUGAACCAAACAAAAUCUCUGAUGCUGACCGAACAGCAAUCAAAGCAAACAUUGUAAAUUUGAUGUUAAGCAGCCCAGAGCAGAUUCAAAAACAGUUGAGCGACGCCAUCAGCAUCAUAGGAAGAGAAGACUUUCCUCAGAAAUGGCCGGACCUCCUGACAGAGAUGGUGACCCGUUUCCGAAGCGGAGACUUCCACAUUAUAAAUGGAGUGCUUCGUACAGCACAUUCCCUCUUUAAGAGGUAUCGCCAUGAGUUCAAGUCAAACGAGCUUUGGUCCGAGAUAAAACUCGUAUUGGACACAUUUGCCCUACCUCUGACAGAGCUGUUCAAGGCAACGAUCGAGUUGUGUCAGACUCAUUCAAAUGAUGUCAAUGCCUUAAAGGUCCUCUUUUCGUCUCUCACGCUCAUUUCUAAACUUUUCUACAGCCUUAACUUUCAGGACCUUCCAGAGUUUUUUGAAGACAACAUGGAAACCUGGAUGACCAAUUUCCAUGGCCUCCUGACGUUGGAUAACAAGCUUUUACAGACAGACGAUGAAGAGGAGGCGGGUCUCCUGGAGCUGCUGAAGUCUCAGAUCUGUGAUAACGCUGCUCUUUAUGCUCAGAAGUAUGAUGAAGAAUUUCAGCCGUACCUGCCUCGCUUUGUUACAGCUAUCUGGAACCUUUUAGUCUCUACUGGACAGGAAGUCAAAUAUGACCUGCUUGUGAGCAAUGCUAUCCAGUUUUUGGCCUCAGUCUGUGAACGGCCACAUUACAAGCAUCUAUUUGAGAGUCAGAAUAUUCUCACCAGCAUCUGUGAAAAGGUCAUUGUCCCAAACAUGGAGUUCAGAAGUGCAGACGAGGAGGCUUUUGAAGAUAACUCUGAGGAAUACAUUCGAAGAGAUCUUGAGGGAUCAGACAUCGAUACUCGCCGUAGAGCAGCCUGUGACUUGGUGAGAGGCCUUUGUAAGUUUUUUGAGGGGCCUGUCACUACGAUCUUCUCUGGCUACGUGAACUCGAUGCUGGCAGAAUACGCCAAGAACCCCAGAGCGAACUGGAAGCACAAAGAUGCUGCCAUCUAUCUGGUCACAUCACUGGCAUCUAAAGCCCAGACACAGAAGCAUGGAAUAACACAAGCCAAUGAGCUGGUGAAUCUGACUGAAUUUGUUGUGAACCAUAUUCUCCCGGACUUAAAAUCUCCAAACAUUAACGAGUUUCCGGUGCUGAAGGCAGAUGCAAUAAAAUAUGUUAUGAUCUUCAGAAGUCAGCUUCCUAAGGAGCAGUUGCUGCAGGCGGUUCCUCUUCUAAUCACUCAUCUGCAGGCAGAGAGCACAGUGGAGCACACGUACGCUGCCCACGCUUUAGAGAGGCUGUUCACCAUGAGAGGCCCCAGUAACGCAACACUGAUCACUCCUGCAGAAAUGGCACCUUUUACUGAGCAGCUGCUCACCAACCUGUUCAAAGCUCUGGCUCUUCCAGGCUCUGCAGAAAACGAAUACAUCAUGAAAGCCAUCAUGCGUAGCUUCUCCCUGCUGCAGGAGUCCAUCGUUCCCUACAUUCCCACUCUGAUCGGUCAGCUCACUCAUAAACUUCUCCAAGUCAGCAAGAAUCCCAGCAAACCUCACUUCAAUCACUACCUGUUUGAGUCCCUGUGCCUGUCGGUGCGGAUCACCUGCAAAGCCAACCCCUCCACGGUCAGCAGCUUCGAGGAAGCGCUCUUCCCCGUCUUCACAGAGAUCCUUCAGAACGAUGUCCAGGAGUUCCUUCCGUAUGUGUUCCAGGUGAUGUCUCUCCUCCUAGAGAUCCACUCCAACUCUAUCCCUGCUUCCUACAUGGCUUUAUUCCCCCACCUGCUGCAGCCGGUUCUGUGGGAGCGGAGCGGAAACAUCCCCCCUCUUGUGCGCCUGCUUCAGGCUUACCUCGAGAAGGGAGGUGUGUCUAUCGCUGCUUCUGCUGCAGAUAAAAUACCCGGCUUACUUGGAGUAUUUCAGAAGCUUAUUGCUUCCAAGGCCAAUGACCACCAAGGGUUUUACCUUCUCAACAGCAUCAUCGAGCACAUGCCCCCAGAGUCCAUCACCCAGUACAAGAAACAGAUCUUCAUCUUGCUCUUCCAGAGGCUACAGAGCUCUAAAACCACCAAGUUCAUUAAAGGUUUCUUGGUGUUUGUCAACUUAUACUGUGUCAAAUAUGGAGCGAUUGCUCUUCAGGAGAUUUUUGACAGCAUCCAGCCAAAAAUGUUUGGCAUGGUGUUGGAGAAAAUCAUCAUCCCAGAGGUUCAGAAGGUGUCUGGAGCAGUAGAGAAGAAGAUUUGUGCUGUUGGCAUCACAAAGAUCCUCACAGAGUGUCCUGCAAUGAUGGACACGGAGUACACUAAACUCUGGACGGCGCUGCUCCAGGCGCUCAUUGGUCUGUUUGAGCUGCCAGAAGACGACAGCAUCCCAGACGACGAGCAUUUCAUUGACAUCGAAGACACGCCGGGCUACCAGACGGCGUUCUCUCAGCUCGCCUUCGCCGGAAAGAAGGAGCACGACCCGAUAGGAGACGCAGUCGGCAAUCCAAAAAUCCUGCUGGCUCAGUCGCUCCACAAACUUUCUACAGCUUGUCCUGGAAGGGUUCCCUCCAUGCUGAGCACCAGUCUGAACGCAGAGGCCCUCCAGUUCCUGCAGGGGUACCUGCAGGCCGCCGCCGUGCAGCUGGUGUGAACCUGACGAGACUCAUCAGAUCAGAACACCACAGGCCUGCUUCAGCUCAGUUUGUCACUUGAUGGAUUACAGGACAAAUACGAUUCUUGUGUCUGGCCUCCAUCAUCUGAUGGAAAGUUUUUAAAGGUUCUUAAAGGCAUGACCUAAAGCUGACAUCACCUCCAUCUUAAUGUU
Molecule: messenger RNA, 3186 nt
Organism: Nematolebias whitei (Rio pearlfish)
Lineage: Eukaryota; Metazoa; Chordata; Actinopteri; Cyprinodontiformes; Rivulidae
Gene: cse1l
Product: CSE1 chromosome segregation 1-like (yeast)
Exons: 25
Coding region: 97-3012 (971 amino acids)
Biological process (GO): protein import into nucleus; protein export from nucleus
Cellular component (GO): cytosol; nuclear envelope
Molecular function (GO): nuclear export signal receptor activity; small GTPase binding
Source: RefSeq, a predicted model, not a curated record